AUUCGUUUCAUAGAAUGAGCCAAUUUUGUUUCUAUUGCCAAUAAAGGUUACCUGAGGUAAACCUCGGAUCUGCAAAGCAAAUCUGCCUAGUAAUAAGUCAAUCUUGCCAUCUCCAGUCUUCUGAAGGAAUAUGAGAUCAGAUCUGAUAGUAAACUGUUAUUUGUCUGUUACGAUUAUUAUUUAUGCUGUAGUUGUUUGAUGGAAUAUGCCGUCAUUUGGAGAAGAAGAUUGCAUGUUGUGGUUAUUUUGUUUCUUUGCGACGUUUUGGGCCUUUAGAUGAGAAGUGUCAUCAUUCUUUUGAAUGGAGGGAAUUAGGAAGCUUUCACGCGAUGGCAUGGUUUGGGGUGUAUCAUUCUAAAAUAUAUAUUUAUCAACUUUUUCUCAUCUGAAGGCUAUAAUUAAUAGGCUGUAAGUAUAGAUUUGAAAGAAAGGGAUAUGGCAGGGAUGAUGUAAUGUUUAUGAGUGGGUAUUUAACUCCAAAGACAGGAAACAACUUUCUCCUUAACCUCUCAUUCUCUAUCAUUAACUAGACAGUUUGGAUAUGCUGCUAGAUUAAGAGCCUCCUGAUUGGGCAGCAGACUAGCAGGGUGUUGAACAUGCAGACACUCAGAGGCGGAGUCAGCAGUUCUCAGACACACAGUCAGACAGGGAUACACAUCUCAUUCCUUCUGGAGUAUGUAGCAGUGCAGCUCAGAUUCUCAGUGCUCUGAGGGAAGAUGUCAACCCAAGUCAACAUAGGAGCACGCAAGGACAAGUGUGAGAACUGCACCAAGCAGUGCAACAAGAAGCAAAAUGUGGAAGGGUCCAGUUCCCUACAGGAGAAGGAGGACCCUGAUGGAGAGGUGACAGAGUCGUCCCAGGUGUUGCUGAGUGCGUGUCUGUCGUGUGAAGGCUGUGUGUCAGAGGAAGAGAGCCAGAAGAUAGCUCAGCAGAACCGGGAGGAGCUGGAGCGAGUCCUAGCCCUCAACAAGAGGUGUGACGUGACCAAUCACAGGACAGUGCUGGUCUCCCUGUGCCCCCAGGCCCUCCCCUUCUUCUCUGUCAAGUUUGGCCUGGGCAUCCCAGAGGCCACACACAAGCUCUGUGGAUUCCUCAAGAGUCUGGGUGUGAGGUAUGUGUUUGACACCACUCUGGCAGCUGGCUUCAGUAUUGUGGAGAGCCAGAGAGAGUUUAUCCAGAGGUACCGCCGACGGCACCACGAUGCCCACGCCCUGCCCAUGUUCACCUCCUCCUGCCCAGGCUGGAUCCGGUACGCGGAGCGUGUCCUUGGUACCCUGGUGACCCCUCACCUGUGUACAGCCAGGUCUCCUCAGCAGAUCAUGGGCUCCCUGGUCAAAGACUACUUCUGCAGACAGCAGAUGCUGAGGAGGGAGCAGGUGUACCAUGUGGUGGUGGCUCCGUGCUUCGAUAAGAAACUGGAGGCAGUGAGAGAGGAGCUCUACAGCUCUCUGCUGGAGAGCAGAGACGUGGACUGUGUCCUCACCUCAGGAGAGGUGCUGCUCAUGAUGAAGCAGAGGAAGGUGACUGUGGAGCAGCUGGACUCUGUCCCUCUAGAUCACAUCAUGGGGGAGGCAGCCGACACAGGGAUGGUCCGACACGAGGGCCGAGGCUCUGAGGGCUUCCUGGAGCACGUCUUCAAACACGCCGCUAAGGAGCUGUUCAGUCUGGAGGUCCACCAGGUCACCUACAAGACCCUCAGGAACCGGGACUUCCAGGAGGUGAGUCUAGAGCAGGAGGGAGAGGCCGUGCUGCAGUUUGCGGCCGUGUACGGCUUCAGGAACAUCCAGACCCUGGUUCACCGCAUGAGGAAGGGACGCCUGCCUUACCAGCUGGUGGAGGUGCUGUCCUGCCCCGGAGGAUGUCUGAGCGGUCGUGGGCAGGCGGAGGGGGAGGCGGGGGGGCCGGCGGGGGGGCGUGUGGACAAGGCCCUGGUGCAGCAGAUGGAGGAGGCCUACAGCAGCCUGCCAGUCAGCCUCCCAGAGACCAGCCCCAGCCUCCACACCCUGUACCAGGACUGGCUGGAGGGCCAGGACUCCCCACAGGCCAGAGCACUGCUCCACACCCAGUACACCCAGCAGCCCACUGGCCAGGCCCACACACAGCCCCCUCACAUCCAGUGGUGAGGAGAGGUGCAGAGGGAGGAAAGUGGUGUGGGGAUGACGUCGCCUCUGGGUUCAGACCAGGGUCGCUCUCCCCCCCCCCCCCCUGAGGACCCCCAGGAGGGCCAGCAGGAUCGCUCUCCUCUCCCCCUGAGGACCCCCAGGAGGGCAGCAGGAUCGCUCUCCCCCCCCCCCCCUGAGGACCUCCUGGAGGGCAGCAGGAUCGCUCUCUCCCCCCCCUGAGGACCUCCUGGAGGGCAGCAGGAUCGCUCUCUCCCCCCCCCUGAGGACCUCCAGGAGGGCCAGCAGGAUCGCUCUCUCCCCCCCCUGAGGACCUCCUGGAGGGCAGCAGGAUCGCUCUCCCCCCCCCCCUGAGGACCUCCUGGAGGGCAGCAGGAUCGCUCUCUCCCCCCCCCUGAGGACCCCCAGGAGGGCCAGCAGGAUCGCUCUCCCCCCCCCCCUGAGGACCUCCAGGAGGGCCAGCAGGAUCGCUCUCUCUCCCCCCCCUGAGGACCUCCUGGAGGGCAGCAGGAUCGCUCUCUCUCCCCCCCCCUGAGGACCUCCUGGAGGGCAGCAGGAUCGCUCUCUCUCCCCCCCCUGAGGACCUCCUGGAGGGCAGCAGGAUCGCUCUCCCCUCCCCCCUGAGGACCUCCUGGAGGGCAGCAGGAUCGCUCUCUCCCCCCCCUGAGGACCUCCUGGAGGGCAGCAGGAUCGCUCUCUCCCCCCCCCUGAGGACCUCCAGGAGGCCAGCAGGAUCGCUCUCUCCCCCCCUGAGGACCUCCUGGAGGGCCAGCAGGAUCGCUCUCCCCCCCCCCCUGAGGACCUCCAGGAGGGCAGCAGGAUCGCUCUCCCCCUCCCCCUGAGGACCCCCAGGAGGGCCAGCAGGAUCGCUCUCUCCCCCCCUGAGGACCUCCUGGAGGGCAGCAGGAUCGCUCUCUCUCCCCCCCCUGAGGACCUCCUGGAGGGCAGCAGGAUCGCUCUCUCUCCCCCCCCUGAGGACCUCCUGGAGGGCAGCAGGAUCGCUCUCUCCCCCCCCUGAGGACCUCCUGGAGGGCAGCAGGAUCGCUCUCUCCCUGGCCGUCUCUUCCUGGGUUUGAUAGCUGUGGGAUUUAAGGACCAGUGCCUGGGAGUGGAUGAGGGUCCUCUUUCUGUGACCCCUACCAGCCACUAGGGGGCGGGACUUCCUCUAUUAUCUGCAGCAAAUGGUAGAAACCCAGAAGGUUGGAACUGUUUCAGCUGGACUGCCAGUAUAGUGGAUGUCAUGCAACGACUGUCAAUGUAAUGCAUGUUGUCAUAACUCAUAACAUACUACCUUAUGUGCUUCAUGUUGACCUUGUGCUUCACGGGGCUGUGUCUCAACACUCUCAGGUCGGCUGCAUCUCAAAACUGUCAGGCAGGCUCCUCUGCCAGAGAAGUGGACUUGGAAAGUUAAAUACAAAAGAAGUUUGUUUUUAUCCACUGCUUUGUGUGGGCUGAUCUGUUGACAGUGCAGGUUCAAACUGCUGCCAGGCUGCAUCAGUCACACCAGUCCACUGUUGUGCCCAGUCUACGUCCAGGGAAGGGAGACAUUUAGAUAAAGCUACGUCCACAAGUGCUUAUUUUCAACCCGUACAGAGCAUUGUGUACUUGUAUUGUUAAUUCGUUAUGACCAUUUUAAAGUGGGUUGUUGUGGUCGUAAAGACCAAGUGUUUUUUUUUAUUUUAUUAUUGCGCCGCAUGCUUUCACACAUUGUCGAGCAUUAAAAUAACUUCAACGGGAGGUACGUGUGCGUCUGAAAUGUCACUAAGAAUUCAACAUGUCACAGUAAGGGAGAAAAUAGAAGUUGUAACUUGGGGGGCGCUUCCUGUUGUCAGUGGAUGAUUGUGUGACGUGGACCAGAUCUAUAGCGAUACCACGUAGCACCCAGGCAACAUUGGAAUUAUUCUAUGUAGUAUAUAAAGUGAUAAUACUCAAUUGCAAGCCUU
Molecule: messenger RNA, 4063 nt
Organism: Hypomesus transpacificus
Lineage: Eukaryota; Metazoa; Chordata; Actinopteri; Osmeriformes; Osmeridae
Gene: narf
Product: nuclear prelamin A recognition factor
Exons: 12
Coding region: 717-2123 (468 amino acids)
Cellular component (GO): lamin filament
Molecular function (GO): lamin binding
Source: RefSeq, a predicted model, not a curated record